AUGGGGUCAGAACCUCAGUUCGCGAAGUAUCCUGACCUUCGCGUCGCUCAAGCCAUCUUCACAUUGUCGACAGGACCGCAAGCGGCUCAAAAGGCGUCUCUCACAUAUCUUCAAAAUGCCAUCAAGGAAUUCAAGAUGGCGCCCCUCUACAGACAUCUCGCUCACCCUACGGAAGGCAUAUUGAAUCGGUCCGGCGAAGGCACAGCGGAUGGUGCUCUGAGCAGAACACAGUCACAGCAGCCACAGCCAGCAAGAAGACCGUCUCUUGUCGCUAGCAAUCUCAUUCCGCCCAAUAAGAAGCAAGUAUUGAGCUCAGGUCUCCUGCCCUGGGAUGAGGCACAGUACGAAGAGCUCAAGAAGGAUAACGAGAAAGAGCUGGAGGAUAUACAGAAAGAAGAAGAUGAGGCACAAGAGAAGGCUGGCGAGACUGAAGUGCAGGCGGCGAGAAGUAAGCGGGCAGAUUUCUGGGCCAGAGUCGGUGACAAGGACAAGGCGAUCUCAUCGUAUGAGCAGGUGUUUGACAAGACGGGUCCGCUAGGCACAAAGAUUGAUAUCGUGCUUGCCAUAAUACGAGUCGGCUUGUUCUUCAACGACAAGGCGUUCGUCAAGAAGCAGGUCGAGCGAGCAAAUAUUCUGGUCGAAGGUGGCGGUGACUGGGACCGGAGAAACCGACUCAAGGCGUACAAGGGCCUGCACUUACUCACUGUUCGGUCCUACAACCUCGCAGCACCACUACUCCUGGACUCGCUCUCAACAUUCACAUCAUACGAGCUAUGCAGCUACUCCGACCUUGUGGUGUACAGCGUCCUGGCGGGCACUCUGUCUUUGAAGAGAACAGACUUCAAGAAGUCAGUAGUGGACGCGGCGGAAAUCAAGGUGAUUCUCGGCAAUGAUGACGAGAAGCUGCCUGGCGGGGAUGAGGAAAUGAAGGAUGUUUCAGCUGCGACAGAAUCACGAGCUACCGGCUUGGUGAAUCUCAGUGCGUUGGGCACAGGCACGGAGGCGCAACCAGAAGAGGCCAUCGAUUUCAAGCCGUUGGCGAGUCUGGUGAACGAUCUUUACAAUGGCAACUACCGAGGCUUCUUCCAGGCGUUGGCAGACGUGGAGGAGAGUUUCCUGGCGACCGAUCGAUAUCUGUAUGAGCAUCGAAACUGGUUCGUGCGAGAGAUGCGUUUGCGAGGAUAUCAGCAACUGCUACAGAGCUAUCGUGUGGUCGGUCUGGCCACGAUGGCUCAAGCAUUUGGCGUCAGUGUUGACUUCCUGGACCGAGACCUGGCCAAAUUCAUUGCUGGUGGCAAGAUUCACUGCACCAUCGACCGAGUGCAGGGGACAAUCGAGACCACGAGACCUGACGACAAGAACAGCCAGUACAGCAACGUGGUCAAGUUGGGAGAUCAGCUGAUCACCAAGUUGCAGAAGUAUGGCCAAGCUGUAAGAUUGAGAGGGAGUGAAAGAGCAUGA
Cyphellophora attinorum is the source of this 1461-nucleotide messenger RNA. Its product is annotated as putative 26S proteasome regulatory subunit rpn7. The transcript is spliced from 2 exons. NCBI's taxonomy places the organism in Eukaryota, Fungi, Ascomycota, Eurotiomycetes, Chaetothyriales, Cyphellophoraceae. Gene Ontology annotation, cellular component: proteasome regulatory particle. The record is from RefSeq and is a predicted model, not a curated record. Gene Ontology annotation, biological process: proteasome-mediated ubiquitin-dependent protein catabolic process. The coding region runs from base 1 to 1461 and encodes 486 amino acids.